This is a messenger RNA of Homarus americanus (American lobster), 2032 nucleotides long. RefSeq names its product oxysterol-binding protein-related protein 8-like (gene Orp8). Lineage: Eukaryota; Metazoa; Arthropoda; Malacostraca; Decapoda; Nephropidae. The record is from RefSeq and is a predicted model, not a curated record. Gene Ontology annotation, molecular function: cholesterol binding. Gene Ontology annotation, cellular component: membrane; cytosol; intracellular membrane-bounded organelle.
UAUUGCUGCUCACUGUGGCGCCAUCACACCACGCCCGCGUACUCUCCCUCCUGCACCGCCUCCUGCAGGUCCAGCUGGGGGGUACAGUAUGCUGCCAGGGUUUGUGAUGAACCAAGGUUAUGAUGCCACGUCCGACGCCUCAACACUACGCAUGCCCGACACCCCGCACCAGAGGGCUUUCCCUCUCUCCCGGAAGGAAUCUUACAAAGAUCAGCGACGGAAGUACCGGCGGGAGAAGAAGCGUGUGGCUAGGGAGCUGUUGAGCACGCUGAAGGACCCGGCGGUGGUGGUGCUGGCUGACUGGCUCAAGGUGCGCGGCUCACUCAAAGGAUGGACCAAGCUGUGGUGUGUGCUCAAGCCUGGCAUGUUACUCCUCUAUAAGAGUGCCAAAGUCAAGAGCAGCCACUGGGUGGGGACAGUGUUACUUAACACAUGUGAAUUGAUUGAGCGGCCAUCAAAAAAGGAUGGAUUCUGUUUCAAGCUCUUCCAUCCUCUUGAACAGUCUAUCUGGGCCACCAAGGGACCUGAGGGGGAAACAAUGGGGGCAGUCGUGCAGCCACUUCCCUCGUCGCACCUUAUCUUCCGAGCCCCAUCGCAGGCAGCGGGAAAGUGCUGGAUGGACGCCAUGGAGCUGGCUGUCCGAUGUUCCUCCAUUCUCAUCCGAUCCAUGACCUCCUCAAAUAAGACAGAUGCCAACAAUUCCAUCAACUCUUCUACUCUCGCAGCUGAUAAGUGGAAUGAGUCUGAUUAUGAGAAGCACUUUAAUGACCAAGAUAUAUCUGAUGACUCAAGUACCGGUGUGAGUCCAGAAAACAGUCCAGUAACAUCGCCUCAGUCAGUGUGGCGGGACUGUACCAUUCACCUUGCUGGUGCCUCUAGUGUGGAGGGCACACCCACCCAUAAGGUCCUACUUGGUGGCGGGGUAAACCGGGAUCCAUCACCAACUCCGUACUAUCGUAGGUUGGCAGCAGCCAUUCACUUGGCUGAUCAGGAGCUUAUGGGUGAAUGCUCCAACAAGAGAAUGUCAUUAACUCCUGAAGAUGCCAGUUAUUCUGAACACUCACAGGGAAACACACCUAAGAAGCAUAAGAGACCAAAGAAGUACUUUGUGAAGGCCAGCCCCAAGAUUAUUGAAAAGACAACAAAACUGGAAAAGAAUGACCUGGACGAUGCAAGCCAUACAGAUGAGAACGAAUACCAUCGCGAAUCUGGUCACUUUUCUGGAGCAGAGGCAAUGUCUGGGACAGAGUCGGAGUCUGAGGACGGCUCUCACAAAGGUGAUGACGAGAGGAGGGAGGACGAAGAGGAUGAAGAGCUAAAAGAUGACCAGACUCCCAUUGAAUCUGCAUAUAUAGCCACUAAGGAAGGGGAGAUGGGGGAGGCUGGAGAACAAGUAGAAGAAUUAGAAGAAGAGAACAAGUCUCUGAUAUGGUUUUUGUUGAAACAAGUUCGACCAGGGAUGGAUUUAUCCAAAGUGGUGCUGCCAACAUUUAUUCUUGAGCCAAGGUCCUUCCUCGACAAACUCUCAGACUACUAUUAUCAUGCUGAUCUACUCUCAAAAGCCGUACACGAGGACGACCCAUUCACACGUAUGAAAGACGUCGCCAAAUGGUACCUGUCAGGAUUUUACAAAAAGCCAAAGGGACUCAAGAAGCCGUACAAUCCUAUCCUCGGGGAAACUUUCCGCUGCUACUGGAGACAUCCCAACGGGUCACGGACCUUCUAUGUUGCUGAGCAGGUAUCACAUCACCCUCCAGUUUCUGCACUGUAUGUAACCAACAGACAGGAAGGGUUCUCUAUCACCGCUACUGUGUUGGCAAAGUCUAAAUUCUAUGGCAACUCCACGUCUGCUAUACUGGACGGCAACGUUCUACUAACGUUGUUACCUCGUGGGGAAGACUACGUGAUGAACAUGCCAUAUGCCCACUGUAAGGGCAUCCUCAUGGGUACACUGACCAUGGAACUCGGUGGAAAAGUCUGCAUAGAGUGUGAGAAGACUGGCUAUAGAACAGAAUUGGAGUUUAAACUACGG